This is a messenger RNA of Acanthaster planci (crown-of-thorns starfish), 5001 nucleotides long. RefSeq lists its product as uncharacterized. NCBI's taxonomy places the organism in Eukaryota, Metazoa, Echinodermata, Asteroidea, Valvatida, Acanthasteridae. The record is from RefSeq and is a predicted model, not a curated record.
CGAUACAGUGUAUAGUGGACUUUGUUAACAUGACAGAUGUUCAUUCGUUCACUGAGCUCUGAUUUUGGAUAACGACACGUGUGCCUUUUACAGUGGUAAAAUAUACACUAUCGAUCUGAAAUUAUGGAGAUCCGGUUUUGUGGAUGCGAAAGAAAAGAUUGCACACGGUAACGAUAGCCUACGUGUUUUUUUGACUCUUAAUGUAGUUUCACCCCUGACAGUCUGAGUGGACCGGUACACACAUGUACAUGUGGGCAUCACCUUCCUCAGACUAGCAUGACCAGACUGCCAGGCUGUUGGUUGGGGCUGACUUCAGAAGUUUACACAGCCUACAGUUCAACUUCAACUAAUGUUAAUAUUUAAUUGUAGCUUUUAUUGUUUCGAGGUUAAAGUCAUCAUUGACAACAGGGUGUAACUUCAUCAUCGGAACUUCCAAAGAACAAAAAUACAAAUGGAUUUGAGAUCUCCAGAUGCCUUAGUUCUGCUGCUGCUGCUUCUAGUUUCACUUCAGGAUGCCAUCUCGGAUGUCACCUUCCCCAAAGACCAACGGGCGAUUGAAUUCCCGCCCCAAAUUCCUAAGCCCCGCCCUGGCUCCGCCGUGCCCACUGGUCAUCUCAGACCAUUCGGAUAUCAGAGGAAAUCAGAUGGCCCGGUCCCCGAGUACAACGUGUUCCUCCAUCCCGUCGAGUUCUACCAGAACCAUGUGAGCACGAGGAAACCGGUGGUCUUUCGCCAAUCCAUGACAGAUGCGCCGGCCCUGCAGAAAUGGACUGAUCAAUAUCUACAGGAAAAAUAUGGGGAAUUGGACGUCUUGGUUGAAGUCAAAAGGGAGAACCGAGAGAUCCGGCCAAGACGCAUGAAGUUGGCCGAAUUCUUGAAGCGUUAUCUGACUGACGAUGUGUACAUUGUGUCUUUGAUCCCACUAGAAAUGGCCCAUGAGGUCAAAGUCCCAGACAGCCUCCUGUGUGGCACCUUUAAGCGACGUCUCCUGGAGACUAACCUGUGGAUGAGCAGCGGGGGUACGGCCUCGGUCAUCCACUAUGAUGCCGAUCACAACAUUCACUGCCUACUGGCUGGACGCAAAGACUUCAUCAUGAUUGAUCCAAAGUAUUCCAAGGAGCUGGAGAUCACCGAAGAGCAUCACAUGACUGGCUCAGGCUACUCCAAGCUGGAUGUAGACAUGAUCAAUCUCUUUGAGCACCAAGACGUUGGCAAGGUUCCCUGGAGAUGGAGUACCCUAAAGCCUGGCGACUGCAUCUACAUCCCAGCAGGCUACUUGCACCAAGUCCGUUCCUACAGCCGCAGUAUCUCUGCAACCAUCCUGUUUGCCUCCGAGCCAACAUUUGACCAGUCCGACUGUGAAAAUGCGACCUUUGAGUACACUGACCUGUCCCAGGUCAGGGUCAUGUGGACCUACAAGAAAGGGGAUAAGGUGAUAGAGAUUGGCUACAUGGACACUGAAAACAUCCGCAAUGACAUGAUCUCGCUGCUGAAGGAAACGGACAAGCUGUCGGCACACCGUUUUGGCCAUUACUUCAUGGGAAUGAGUGGCAUGGAAGAGGAGGAGGUAGCCACGGAAGACGAGGACAUCCCUAUAGAAGCAUAUGAGAUUUUUGCAACAUUUGACACCGAAAGGCGGGGGUAUCUGACUCGGAAGCAGAUUGAAGAGAUCGAUGUCGAAAGGCUGAAGAAUUUUGCACGCGUCCUUGACCAACCAAGUGGACCUGUUGUGAUAGAGAUGGAGCAUGAUGAACUAUAACCUCUGACCUGAACCUUGUUCAUCACAGGUUAAUACGUACAAGCAAUAUUCACAGGCAUCGUGGGAUGGUAUGGGCAUGUGGGACACUCGGUCCCCAUUUGGAAAAGAAAAUCAUAGAAACAAAAAAGGAAAGAAGUAAAACAGAAGGAUAAAACUAAAGACUAGAAGUGCAAAGAGUGAAUUCCAUGUUUUAUUGUUGAUGGUCGGUCAUUGUGCUAUUGACCUUACAAGUCGGCCAUCUUGAAUUGAAAGUGAGGCAUCCUUUGAAAAUUUUACCAGAGUUUAAUAUGUGUGGGUACGAAGAUGGGGCAAUAUGGGAAAGUGAUAGAUUACUAUCGUUAUGCCUUGAUGGGUAAUGCCAAAUUUUGGAUAUACGUAUGUCAUCUUUUGGGCUGUAAUGAAAAAAUUAUAUUCACAGUUUGGAAACCCUGUAGUUACAGCGAAAGUGUCAGGCAAAAUUCUUCAGUGAAUCACAUGGCUCCAUGGAGCAGCAUCUGAAAUGGCCACCUCCUGAUUAAAUCACAUUGUCGAGUGUUUCCUCCCUGGCAAAAGCUUUGCCCCACCCCCUUCCUGGUGAUGCCUGUGGCAAUAUUCCAGUACUUACCGGACGAUGCCUUAAGGUCUUCUGUUGAACCAGCUCAGUACUAUGUAAAGUUGUAUUGAAUAUUUUAGUAUUUUCUCACAUGUCUUUUUAAAAUAUUAAUCUGCAGUCUGUUCUGUCAUUUAAAGAUGCAUUUCAUGUAUAUCAGGUUUGAGUAUGCAUUGUUGCUUUCACCCAAGCUAAAAUCCUCAAUGCUGAUUGGCUGGUCUAUAGCAACAGUAGUGUGGGGUUUUUCAUAUAUUGCAUGACACUUGCUUAUCUUUUAUUACAUUUUCACUAACAUUUAGGACUGAGGGCACCAGCUACAUGUUUCUGCACUGAAAAUGUUAUCUACUUGGAUUCACAUUCUCUGGUUUUGUUUCCCGACCUUUGGGAAUUUUGACAAACCGAAGCAGAGGUAUUAGAACUACAUGUUUAUCUUUGGCAAAUAGUAUUGAUUGAACAUUGUUUUGCAUACAGGACAUGUCGCUCUGAAUAUGUUACAACAGUUUCAACGAUAAGACUGUAUUUGUCAUUGUCUUUUGCAACAAAGAGCAUGGGCAGUUUUCAAGCAAUUUCAUAGAAAAAAAGGGCCUACCAUGACCGAGAUUACUGUUGUGCCUCUUGGGUUGUAGACGAAAACUGGGUUUGUGCACCUACCUGGCUGGCAGUGACAGUGACAGUUCAAACAGCAAAGCCUACCUUAUGUCAGGUGUGAUUAGUGACUGUUUGUUAACCAGCAGUCGCCUUUCAUUUGUAAUAAGUUCAUAAAAUAACUCCUUGGUACCAGGUAAUAGUAACCAGUGGGUGAUUAAUUUUCGCUGAUCAAACUGUACCCUAUGUGCAUUCACUCAUAAGGAUCAUUAUAUGCUUCUAGGAAGUCUUGAUAAGAAACAUGUUACCCUUUCUGGUGUAAAUUACAGAACGAUAUAUAAAAAUGGGGUUUUCUGGUUGAUUAAAGGCAGCUUUUUAUUCUCUUGGGGUCACUUCUAUUUCUAAUUGACACCAUUUAAAUGCUGCAUUGCAUAUAAAUGGUUUGCCUUUUGUUGUUAUUGUUUUCAUUUUUAGGGUAAUAGUUUUGUACCAUUAUUUUAUGAUUUUGUGGGCUUCAGAGGUUUGGGAUAGUUUUGUAGAAAUAAUGUAAGCUUAAGGGUGAAACAGAAUUUAAGGUGGUGGUUUCAUCGAGAUUGAUUCAUAUCCAGAAAUGUAUGAAUAAUAUACCUUUAGAGACGUAAGUUCUUUCAUUGCUCUCAUCAGCCUAUUCUUAAAAGUGCCAUUAAAUGUAUUUCUUCUGAUUGAAAGCAGCGUUUCGUCAUUAGAACUUGCUUAUGAACCAAGAUUAUCAUGCAAUGAAAUGGAAAUGAAAUGUUGAAUUUGUAAGAAAAGAGUGUUUCUGUGGAAGUUAACGUGGUGUAACAACAGAAGAACGCACGUUGUGGCGAUGCAUUCUAAAAUGUUGGCAUUUUCACCAUGAUCGGUUUUCUGUGUGGGGCAUGGCGGUUCAUUUCAGUCAGUAAUUGGGCGUGAUAAGACAUUUGAGCAAGUAAAUCUUUUGCUGAGAACCCCUCAGUGUGAAAUGUGACAUCGCAGUAACAGUGAAUAAACUCAAAGAGAAACUGUUACUAUUGAGACAAAGUUGCACCUCAAAAUGGUGUGCUAUUUUGUGUAGUUCAGAGGACUGAAUGUCUGAAUAAAUCGUCUGCUGCCUGGUAGAGGAAUAAUAUUGAGCCAGCUGUUGCAAUGUGAGCCGUAAAGGGAAAAUACCCCACAGGUCUGUCUGCCAGACACAAGACAAAAUAUGUUUUCAUGUAAAUCUUCUGUCAUGGAUAUGAUUUGAACAUGUGCAGUAUAGGAUCUGUGCCGUAACUUUCUCACAAAAGAAGCUAUUUCAGGUUGGGGUUAAUUUAGACAGAGAUUUGCUGUUGAAAAACUUGAAACGCAAUAAAUGAACAUAAAAAAUAUUUUGGCAAAUGGACUUCAUGUACAGUUCUGAGGACAGGUUUUGCACGAAAUCUUUUGCCAAAGAUGAAACAACACAUAGAAAGGUGCAAUACGGAUUGGAAAAGUAAAAGUGAAUUGUCACAAGGUGCAUUUCAAGUCGUACCUUUAAAUUCACGUCCAUUGUCUUUAUACAUUGUGAUACAGUUUGGAUUAGAACCCAACAGAAGGACUUGUACAAAGGCUACGUGAUGUCAAUACUGUUUCCCCCAUAGUAACAAGUUGCAGCGUUAAUUUUCAAGCCAGAAUUACUGAAAGAGGAUGAUUUUGAAAAUCUCGUUUCUCCUGGCCUUUUUUGAACAAGUAUUUGAAAGCUCUUAAAACUGAAAAUGGACUCAGGAUCGUGAGUUCUGUUGCUGCAGAGUUAAAAAAAUAAUAAUACUUAACAGUGUAGGAAAUAAACCGUCAUGGGUGCAGUUGGAAAACGGUCUCUGUUUGUAUAUUGAAUCAGUGUUGAAUUGCCUAUUUUAUAACAAAUGUGCAAGGCAGUUCUUUAAGCUUGAAAUAUUUAAAACAUGGGCUUCCGUCACUAUCACCAGGUAAAAUGUUGCCUUACAAGUUUAUUUUCAUGAUAUAACUUGAGCGUGUUUGUACUGUAACCCAUUCAGCACUAUCCGUGGAAGGACGAUGUGAAAUACAAGUAUUCUUUUGUUUCUUUGGCCUA